UUCGAUAUCGGUCAUUAAAAUUUAGCGAAGGAGGUCUGGCUAUCGGGUUCCGCAUUCAGCCGCCCGUAUGAAUUUUUCAACAUCUCAUUACAUCUACUGGCACCUGCGCCGAGGUCUGGCGGCCGUGCGGCCCCGGCCAUCCUCUGUGUUGUCCUUUUCCCAGCGUUGUAUGCCAUUGUAUCUGAGGCGUGACAAAACGCAAAUCAACAAUAACAAGAAUGCGUCUCGAGGCGGCUGUGUUGCUGCUUCAUUUACUGCUGCUAGUUGACAAGGCCGACUGUAAAAAAGGUGUCAAAUGUGGGGGGAUCCUCUCUGCCUCAUCUGGCAACAUAUCAAGCCCAAACUUCCCGGGUCUCUACCCCUACAACAUCGACUGCAUGUGGCUGAUCGUGGUGGCGGAGGGAUCCUCGGUCCUCCUCACCUUCCACCACUUUGAGCUUGAGUUCCACGGCCACUGUGCCUACGACUACAUCAGGAUCUACAACGGAGUGUCCGAGGACGAGGGGAACCUACUGGGCACGUUCUGCGGUGACAUCUCCCCGCCCCAGUUCACCUCCUCCUGGAACGUCAUGUCCAUCAUCUUCCACUCGGACCGCCACGUGGCCCACCGGGGAUUCGCCGUGGGCUACAGGAAAGACACGUGUGGAGGGGUGCUAACAGGCCUGUCUGGCAUUAUCUCCAGCCCCGGCUACCCUCGGGAAUACAGCAACAGUGCAGACUGCUCCUGGACCAUCCACGUGUCCAACAGCACCGUGGUCAGCCUGGUCUUCCUCGACUUCCAGCUGGAGAACAACGAAGGCUGCAACUUUGACUUUGUGGCCCUGUUUGACGGCCCCACGGUCUCCCAUCGCCACCUGGGGAACUUCUGCGGUGGGGAUCCACCCCCCAACACGGUGACCACGUCCAACCAGCUGCUAGUCGUCUUUAAGUCCGACUUCAACAUCGGGGGACGAGGGUUUAAGGCGUACUAUUACUCAGGUGAGUGCCAGCAGGUUCUGUCAGCCUUAAGUGGGAACUUCAGCAGCCCACACUUCCCCGGCAUCUACCCAAACAACAUCAACUGUCACUGGACCGUCACACUGGCAGCGGGGUACCGUAUCAAACUGUUCUUCCCACUUGUGGAGCUCGAGGACAGAAACAGCCUCACGGACGAAUGCGACUAUGACUCGGUGGCGGUCUACGACGGCGACAGCCAGCUGGCCCCCCUGCUGGGGCGCUGGUGUGGCGGGGAGCAUCCCCCCUCCGUUACUUCAAAGGCUAACAGGCUGCUGGUGGUGCUGAACACUGACAGGAACGUGGCGCGCAAGGGCUUCUCGGCGGCCUACGUUGGGGUUGUUCCGGUAAACAUCAGCUGCACCAGAUCGGAAUUCUCUAUCUUGAUAGCGGUGCAGUCGCUGCCACAGCUGGGUCGUGAAAGCAUAUACCUGGGGAACCCGCCCUGCACAGCCCUGUUGACGGCCACGUCCUACAAGAUAUUAGCCCGCUUCGAAAACUGUGGUACAGCUGGUCAGAAACGUCAGAACAUCACCAUGCUGGUGAAUACCCUCUACAUCGACUUCUCAGACGGAAAGCAGAACAACCUGCAGGAGUACGAGGUGCUGUGCGACGCGCAGCGCAAAAAGGCCACCGUGACCCACAUCUCGACGGAGGAACGCAACCGUCUCAACGAGGUGGCUCGCCAAGCGGAGAACUCUGUCAGCGUAGACGGAGGCGUGGUGUCGGUGGAGCCUCAUGAUCCCAGUGACAUCGUCUUCAUCAGUAUCUGCGUACUGGCUGUCAUUCUCAUGGUGAUAGCCGUUAUCUGGCUCGUGCUUCUUUAAAAGAAAGUUCCAUCGCUCCAAACUGUGAGCAGCGUUCG
Messenger RNA from Gadus morhua (Atlantic cod), 1858 nucleotides. It is a transcript of the gene cdcp2, whose product is annotated as CUB domain containing protein 2. Lineage: Eukaryota; Metazoa; Chordata; Actinopteri; Gadiformes; Gadidae. The coding region runs from base 219 to 1820 and encodes 533 amino acids. The record is from RefSeq and is a predicted model, not a curated record. The transcript has 6 exons.